This is a messenger RNA of Jaculus jaculus (lesser Egyptian jerboa), 2189 nucleotides long. RefSeq names its product sarcoglycan zeta (gene Sgcz). The record is from RefSeq and is a predicted model, not a curated record. Gene Ontology annotation, cellular component: sarcolemma; sarcoglycan complex. Lineage: Eukaryota; Metazoa; Chordata; Mammalia; Rodentia; Dipodidae. The transcript has 8 exons. The coding region runs from base 822 to 1754 and encodes 310 amino acids. Gene Ontology annotation, biological process: heart contraction; cardiac muscle tissue development.
UUAGUGGUGGCUGUGGAAGAGAGAAGUGAAGUCAGUCACCUGGUGGUGAAGGCCAGUAAAACAGCAAGCAGAAGGAAGAUUGCUCUCUCUCUCUCUCUCUCCUUCUCUCUCCCUCUUCUCUCUCUGUGGGAUCCACCUCCUAUUCUCUCAACUCUUUUAGCAUAACCUUCAAAGGAGAACGUUCCCUCCAGACUUUAUUACCGUCUUUUCCCCACUGAGAGAAUACCUCUUAGCUGCAAGACAUUUUUUUUUUUUUUUUAAGUCUAUGCUGGACUUCGGGGAUUCGCUUAUCUAGCCAGGGAAAUUGAUCACUGCUAAUGUCUGGGACUCAUAGUGUGCUAAAUUAGCUACCAGAGUAAGGCUGGCGGAGGAAGGCUUUUAUCAUAUACUCUUCUCUUCAGUUUGAACACAUUUACUUGAAAUUUGCCGCAUGAUGUUGUCCAAGGAAGCAGCCUUUUUUCUUGGGAUGCAGCAUUUCACUGGUUUCUAAGCUUAUUGCAGAAGAAGAAAUAAUCUUAAAUAGAGUGGAUUCCGAGUCCCCCCCGCCCCCCUGCUUGAUUUUACUGAGCCGUGUUGCACCGUGGUAGAGAUCGCCUGUCACUAAAUCUGUGAGGAAGUAAAACAAAGUGAAUUGUCAUUAUUAUUUAUUUAUUUUUAUUAUUUUUAACCGGUGGAGGCGGCGAGACCACGGAGAAUGAGACCGAGAGAAGCCGCCAGGGCUUGUAGGAGGAUGAAGCCGAGUUUCAGCUGGAAACUAAAAGACUAGAUUGGUUGUGCCUACAACUUGCCUGGUUCCUCUCCACUUCCUCUAGUUUCGCUCCAUGGACAGAUCAACAAACCUGGACGUUGAGGAGCUCAAGAUGACACGAGAACAGUACAUACUAGCAACACAACAGAACAACAUGCCAAGAAUGGAAAAUGCACAACUUUACCCAGUGGGAAUUUACGGAUGGAGAAAGAGGUGCUUAUACUUCUUUGUCCUUCUGCUGUUGGUGACCAUGAUAGUUAACUUAGCCAUGACAAUAUGGAUACUGAAGGUUAUGGACUUCACUGUGGAUGGUAUGGGAAAUCUGAGAGUCACCAAGAAGGGAAUUCGACUUGAAGGUAUAUCAGAGUUUCUACUUCCAUUGUAUGUGAAAGAAAUUCAUUCCCGAAAGGACAGUCCACUCGUGUUACAGUCUGACAGGAAUGUAACAGUGAAUGCAAGAAACCGCCUGGGGCAGCUUACUGGACAGCUAACAGUUGGAGCUGAUUCUGUGGAGGCACAGUGUAAAAGAUUUGAAGUGAGAUCGAGUGACGAUGACAGGGUGCUUUUCUCUGCAGAUGAAGACGAGAUUACCAUUGGGGCUGAAAAGCUGAAAGUUACAGGUAUGGAAGGAGCAGUAUUUGGGCACUCUGUGGAAACACCACAUAUCAGAGCAGAACCAUCCCAAGACCUCAGGCUUGAAUCACCAACCAGGUCCUUGAUAAUGGAAGCUCCUCGUGGGGUGCAGGUGAGCGCAGCUGCAGGUGACUUCAAGGCUACCUGCAGGAAGGAGCUCCACUUACAAUCUACAGAGGGGGAGAUAUAUCUAAAUGCAGAUACAAUCCGGCUGGGAAAUCUACCUACCGGCUCCUUUACUUCUUCUAGUUCCUCAAAUUCUCGACAGACAGUGUAUGAACUCUGUGUCUGCCCCAAUGGCAAACUUUACCUUUCUCCAGCAGGAGUAGGCUCCACCUGUCAGUCCAGCAGCAACAUCUGCCUGUGGAGCUGAAGUGACUGAUUCCUCCUCACACCACAAUAGCCUUUUGUUCCCGUCCGUCUGCUUCACAGUUCUGCUCAGUUUCCCUUGUGAUCAGUCCAGAGCUUCUUCAAAUGGUCCAGAGAGCAACUUGUUCCAGUGCAAGCAGGGAUUGGACGCUACCUUCUCGCGGGACUCCACAGACCAGCCUGCUCAGCAGAGUGCGACUGACGUAGCCCAGGAGAAAUCCUCUUCAGCAGGAUAGCUGGAUCAGAACUCUUGCUCAAAAGGGGGAAUAACAUAGGUGCCUUUGCUAAAUGCGGUGAAGCACACAGUUCUAGACUUUUGCGGAACCUGGAUAUGAACUGCACACAUACACAUUACACCGAUGAAACCCCCAGUAGCCGAUGGCAGGAUGAAAUGGCUAACCCUGUCAGAAAACAAAUUCUAUACAGUCUGAAAGCACAA